This is a messenger RNA of Amaranthus tricolor (Joseph's coat), 1013 nucleotides long. Its product is annotated as zeamatin-like. The transcript is spliced from 2 exons. The coding region runs from base 61 to 696 and encodes 211 amino acids. Lineage: Eukaryota; Viridiplantae; Streptophyta; Magnoliopsida; Caryophyllales; Amaranthaceae. Gene Ontology annotation, cellular component: extracellular region. The record is from RefSeq and is a predicted model, not a curated record. Gene Ontology annotation, biological process: defense response.
UCUAAUAUAUUCAAAACAAAAAAUAUCUCCCUCUCCUCAAUAUUUUAUAUAUACUACAAGAUGACCCUACUAAAAUUGGUCCGUAUUCCUCUCUUCUUAACAAUGACCACCUUAUUGUUUGUUGUAACACCCAUCUAUGCAACCACAUUUGAAGUGAGAAACAACUGCCCCUACACCGUUUGGGGUGCUGCAGUACCCGGCGGUGGUCGACAAAUGAACCCCGGUGACACUUGGGUACUUAACGUAAACCCAGGAACAACUGCAGCCCGGAUUUGGGCUCGUACAGGAUGCAGAUACACCGGAGGGUCUAAUGGGCUUCGAUGCAACACAGGAGACUGUGGUGGGGUACUUCAAUGCACAGGUUAUGGGCAAGGCCCAAACACAUUAGCUGAGUAUGCCCUUAAACAAUGGAAUGACCUAGACUUCUUUGAUAUCUCUUUGGUUGAUGGGUUUAAUGUUCCAAUGAGUUUCCUACCCACAAAUGGGUGCCAAGGCCCGACUUGCUCGGCCGAUAUUAACGCCCAAUGCCCGGGCCAGCUUAGAUCUAAUGGUGGGUGCAGGAAUGAUUACAAUUAUAGCUAUGCUAGGUUCUUUAAGGACAGGUGCCCUAGGGCUUACAGUUAUCCCCAAGAUGAUGCAACAAGCAUGUUUGCCUGUGCUUCUGGUACCAACUAUAGGGUAACAUUCUGCCCUUGAUCAACCAGGGCCCUCUCUAAUGGGAUAGUAAUGAUAUAAAAGUAUAGUCUUAAAAAAUAAAUGAAAAUGGUAUCCACAAAUUAAGGAUCUUACUUCUUGAGAGUAUGAAGAUGAUGUAUGUUAUACGAAGUAUGUACUUCUGUUUCCAAAGAUAAUGAUCACUACAACGUAAUAUGUUUCAUAUUUCCUUUGUGUUUUCGUUUAAGUGUGAGUAUUAGUUGUUAAUUAGUUGUAAGUCGUUGUAACAAACGUGUGCUUAACUCUAGAGAUGUUUUGUAAUGGAUAAUUCUCAACGAUCUAGAGAUGUUUUAUAUGAA